CCACUCCCUUUUCUUUUGUGGUUGUCUUGUGAGUUGUGACAGAUAACAUUAACAUUUCCUUGUGUGCUGACUAUGUUGAAAUUUGUUUAAUUUUGUGAUACAAGUCAUCACAUUCACAUUUCGUCGCGAUGAUUCUUCUGGAAAUAAAUAACAAAAUUGUUGAAGAUACCCUUACAGUUAAAAUAAAAAAUUCGCUUGCCGGAAAUAAACCGGAUUCCGUAAAUGUAGUCAUUGCUGAUUUCGAUGGGGUUCUUUUUCAUAUUGCCAACCCUGAUUCUGAUAAAUCCAAAGUUCGAGUUAGCAUUUCACUGAAAUUCUAUAAAGACCUUCAGGAACAUGGUGCUGAUGAGUUACUAAAAAGAGAAUAUGGGAACCUACUAUGUCAAGCUGAAGAUGGGUACAAUAUUUCCCUUGUUUUGGAUUUGGAUAACAUACCUGGCAAUUGGGAAGAAAUAGUAAAAAAAAUUGGACUGCUGAAAAGAAAUUGCUUUGCAUCUGUUUUUGAGAAGUAUUUUGAAUUUCAGGAAAAGGGUGAAGAAGGGCACAAGAGAGCAGUUAUCAAUUAUCGUGAUGAAGAGACAUUGUACAUAGAAGCUAAGGCAGACAGAGUAACAGUAGUGUUCAGCACUGUAUUCCGUGAUGAGGAUGAUAUUGUGUUAGGUAAAGUUUUCUUACAAGAACUUCGCGAAGGUCGCCGAGCUUCUCACACUGCCCCACAAGUUCUUUUUUCUCACCGAGAACCUCCUCUGGAACUUCAAAGUACAAAUGCUAAAAUUGGUGACAAUAUUGGAUACAUUACAUUUGUCUUGUUUCCACGGCAUACGAACAAAAACGUCCGCGAAAAUACCAUUAAUUUGAUUCAUCUCUUCCGUGACUAUUUGCACUACCACAUCAAAUGUAGCAAAGCCUACAUUCAUUCACGCAUGAGAGCCAAAACUUCUGAUUUUUUGAAAGUAUUAAACCGAGCUCGACCUGAACCAAAAACGGUGGAAAAGAAAACGAUCACCGGCCGUACUUUCAUUCGUACUCCAUGAUGUUUAAAUGCACAUUUUCCCUGUUUACCUAAUUAGGAUUUCUUCAUUGAUUAAAUUGUAACGCUUAGUUUCACAUUGAUAAUUCAAUAAUACACUAGCUUCUCAUUAA
Molecule: messenger RNA, 1143 nt
Organism: Daphnia pulicaria
Lineage: Eukaryota; Metazoa; Arthropoda; Branchiopoda; Diplostraca; Daphniidae
Gene: Arpc2
Product: probable actin-related protein 2/3 complex subunit 2
Exons: 6
Coding region: 129-1034 (301 amino acids)
Biological process (GO): actin filament polymerization; Arp2/3 complex-mediated actin nucleation
Cellular component (GO): Arp2/3 protein complex; actin cytoskeleton
Molecular function (GO): structural constituent of cytoskeleton; actin filament binding
Source: RefSeq, a predicted model, not a curated record